Staurois parvus is the source of this 273-nucleotide messenger RNA. NCBI's taxonomy places the organism in Eukaryota, Metazoa, Chordata, Amphibia, Anura, Ranidae. The record is from the annotation of a GenBank genome assembly.
AUGGACCAUCGGAUUCCUCGUAUCCUGAGGAACCUCAGACUAGUGCGGGACCGGGCCGGGCCUUCCAACGAGGGAAGAGCUUCUCCUGUACUGAGUGCGGGAAGGGUUUCCAUUAUAAAUCUCAUCUUAAUAUCCAUAAAAAGAUCUCACACAGGGAAGAAGCUGUUUUCCUGUCCUGAGUGCGAGAAAAUGUAUUUUUCAUGUAAGUCCAACCUUUCAACACAUCAGAGAUCUCACACAGGGAGAAAACCAUAUUCCUGUCCUGAGUGCUGA